Molecule: messenger RNA, 1098 nt
Organism: Brachypodium distachyon (stiff brome)
Lineage: Eukaryota; Viridiplantae; Streptophyta; Magnoliopsida; Poales; Poaceae
Product: chitinase 10
Exons: 2
Coding region: 52-933 (293 amino acids)
Biological process (GO): cell wall macromolecule catabolic process; chitin catabolic process; carbohydrate metabolic process
Molecular function (GO): chitinase activity
Source: RefSeq, a predicted model, not a curated record
CUCAUAUGUCGAGCCAAAGCGCCAAGAGUGACUAACUACUCCGAUCGAACAAUGGCCUUUCACGAGCCGGCCUCUGCUAACUGCGACAUCCGUUUCGUCCUCUCCGUGGCCGUGUUCUUGGCCGUCGCUGCCGCUUCCAGCGUCGUCAGCGUCGACGCUCGGUACGGCGGCGGCGCUGCAGCAGGGCAGUACUGCAGCAGCGUGGAGACGAUCGUGAGCGAGGAGCUCUAUUCCUCCCUGUUUCUGCACAAGGACGACGCGGCCUGCCCCGGCAAGGGAUUCUACACCUACGCGUCCUUCAUCCGGGCCACCAGGAAGUUCCCCGAGUUCGGGGCCACGGGUGAUCUGUGCACGCGCAAGCGCGAGAUCGCCGCCUUCUUCGCGCAGAUCUCCCACGAGACCACGGGAGGCUGGCCUGCCGCGCCGGAUGGCCCCUACUCGUGGGGACUGUGCUACAAGGAGGAGAUCAAACCGCAGAGCAGCUACUGCGACGCCACUGACAAGCAGUGGCCGUGUUACCCCGGCAAGUCCUACCACGGCAGAGGGCCCAUCCAACUCUCAUGGAACUUCAACUACGGGCCGGCAGGGCGGGCCCUGGGUUUCGACGGGCUGCGGAACCCGGAGCAGGUGUCCAACUGCUCCGAUACGGCGUUCCAGACGGCGUUGUGGUUCUGGAUGACGCCUAGGCAGCCCAAGCCGUCGUGCCACCAGGUGAUGGUCGGCGAGUACUGCCCCAGCAGGGCCGACAACGUCGCCAACCGCACGGCCGGCUUCGGGCUGGUGACCAACAUCGUCAACGGCGCGCUUGAGUGCAACAUCACCGACGACGCCCGGGUUAACAACCGCAUCGGCUUUUACCGGAGGUACAGCCAGGUCCUCGGCAUUGACGUAGGGCCUAACAUCGACUGCGCGCACCAGCUGCCAUAUAACUAGCCACUAUAUGCUACUAAGCCUGUCAUUGAUCGAGGUGGUUUGAUCUUAGAACUACAGUCUUGGAGCAUCUUCCAAGGAAAAAUUAUGUAAUGUAAUGUCUUCUUCUUUUUUGCAAUUUCAGCAUUUUUUAAGAGAGGGCUAAUUCUGAAAUUUUGGCCAUAUUAA